CACACCGCCACAGCGUGUCUUUCUCCUUUCAAACUUACCAUCCCGCGUCAGUGCAGCGGAAUAAAUGUCAACUGGUCAAUGUCUCUGAACUCAGUAGAGGAGAAGAACAAAGCCACUGACUCAAGGUGCACCGUGUUUACUUUGAGGUUAUAGAUAAACCAUCGCCAUUCCAUAUAUAUGCGGAGCGGAGCGGGACGGGAUAGGUGAGCGGAGUGCAGGACUUCAUUAGAAACAGGCUUUGGAUUCAUUUAAAAGUUUAAACGAUUUUAAACAUUGGGACGCUGCGAUAAUCGUCUCUUCCGCUGGAUUAAGGUUGCGUUUCUGGCGCGUGUCCUUUUGCGUAAAAACGCACGCACGAGCAUCGGCAGAUUUCAAGAGUGAAUUGAUUGAUAACAUAUCACAACCUGUGCGUCUUUCUGCGAGUGUUCACUUUCACACUCGAAAACCAACGGUCAAGAGUGUUUCUACAAAUGUGAAACCAUGAAAACUCGUGAUUGCAUCCGUCUCCAAAUGGCUAAAUGCAUUUAGACGAUCACUGGCACUUCAUCGAGUGUGGGAAUCAUCAAGAGAGGACAAUGUUGAUGAAGGAAUACAGGAUAUGUAUGCCACUCACUGUGGAAGAGUACAGGAUUGGUCAGCUGUAUAUGAUCAGCAAACACAGCCAUGAGCAAAGCGAGAGAGGAGAGGGCGUGGAGGUUGUGCAGAAUGAACCAUAUGAAGACCCCACAUACGGCACCGGCCAAUUCACAGAGAAGCGCAUUUAUUUGAACAACAAGCUGCCCAGCUGGGCCAGAGCUGUAGUGCCCAAAAUCUUCUAUGUGACCGAGAAAGCUUGGAAUUACUACCCCUACACCAUCACUGAGUAUACAUGUUCUUUCCUGCCAAAGUUUUCCAUCCACGUUGAGACAAAGUAUGAAGACAACAAAGGCAGCAAUGAUAAUAUCUUUGAUACAGUGCUCAGAGAUGAAGAAACAGAGGUGUGCUUUAUCGACAUUGCUAACGAUGAGAUACCAGAGCGCUACUACAAAGAGGCUGAGGACCCACGACUCUUUAAAUCAGAGAAGACAGAACGAGGUAUGCUGCAGGAGGGCUGGAGAGACACCCAGGACCCUAUCAUGUGCUCCUACAAGCUAGUGACAGUCAAGUUCGAGGUGUGGGGAUUGCAGACCCGUGUGGAGCAGUUUGUGCAAAAGGUGGUGAGGGACGUGUUGUUGCUGGGUCACAGACAGGCCUUCACCUGGGUUGAUGAGUGGAUUGACAUGACAAUGGAGGAAGUGAGAGAGUAUGAACGAGCCACUCAGGAAGCCACCAACAAGAAGCUGGGAACCUUUCCCCCGGCUAUUGCCAUCAACGAGUCGCCCCUUCCGGCCUGCACCCGCAGCGGCCCAUCCAGCGCUCCCUCUACACCCCUUUCCACAGAGGCCCCAGACUUCCUCUCUGUGCCUAAGGACAGACCCCGGAAGAAGUCUGCGCCAGAGGCCCUCACUCUACCAGACCCGGCAAGAAGAGACUCUGCCUUCCGCUUUCCCAAUCUCUUUUCUUGGGGUUCGAGCUCACCACAGCCUGAGUAAACCACAGUGCUGAGCCUCAGUUUUUUGAAAACACUCCCUGGUAAUGUGUCUUUUAGACAUGUGCUGAAUUAAUCUCUCUUUAAACAUUGAGAGAAAUGUUCAGUUUCCAAAACACAAACAGAGUGGCUUUCCAACCUGUGCAACCUCAUGUUUUACACUGGGUGUGUGGCCAAAACGUGCAUUUUGACUACCACAAAAAUUACAGCCUACUGUUAAUAAAAUCUCAGGAGUUGUCCCAUUGAUAAACCGUGCUGAAGCUUUAUUUUGAACUUUUAUUUUUCCUAAUGCAGAGCCAUUGAUGCGAAUGUUGAAUAUGGAGAAGGAUUUGUAGCCACUGUUGUUUUGUUGUAGUGAUGUAUUUAUUGGUCAUUUUUCAAUAUUUCAGUUGUGAUAUUAUGUUAACGUGACUAUCCUCAGGCCUCUGGAUUUCGUACUCAAAAAUAAUCAGCGUUUGGCAUGUACUGUAAACUUCUCAUCAUUUCUAGGAAUGGAGAAGUAAAUUUGAUAGCAGCCAUGUUCUUGUCUUGAACUUUGACCCAUCCCAUUCCCAAUCACUUUUAAAUGGAAAACCAGCAGAUAAUAAUUUUACUAACUCAGUACUUUUGCUUGGUCUGUACAUAGUUUCAUAUUCAAAAUAUAUUUGUUUGAGGAGCAUCUGCAGUGUAAGAUUAUUAAUGAAGUAUUCUGUUCUUUACAUGUUAACGUUUUGGUUUUAUGUGAUGCAUUAUUAUCCGUGAAUAUAAAAGAAGUCCUCAUUGAAUGCUUGAUAACUAGGUUGAUGUAUAUAAUCUGCGAGCUCUAAGGAAUGUUUGCUUCUGCUGGCUGCUGAAAGGCUCUUGUACACUUGCUGGUUCAUGCAUAUCUGCAUAUCUAUCAUUUUUCUAAAGGAUUCAGAGAUGCACAUGCCAAAUCUUGUGAAAUCAUGCUUUUAAUGUCAAUUACCAUUGUGAAAUUAAAG
Xyrauchen texanus (razorback sucker) is the source of this 2529-nucleotide messenger RNA. Its product is annotated as cytoplasmic phosphatidylinositol transfer protein 1-like. Gene Ontology annotation, cellular component: cytoplasm. Gene Ontology annotation, biological process: phospholipid transport. The transcript has 9 exons. The coding region runs from base 519 to 1571 and encodes 350 amino acids. Gene Ontology annotation, molecular function: phosphatidylinositol transfer activity; phosphatidylinositol binding. NCBI's taxonomy places the organism in Eukaryota, Metazoa, Chordata, Actinopteri, Cypriniformes, Catostomidae. The record is from RefSeq and is a predicted model, not a curated record.